Molecule: messenger RNA, 1944 nt
Organism: Solanum stenotomum
Lineage: Eukaryota; Viridiplantae; Streptophyta; Magnoliopsida; Solanales; Solanaceae
Product: LRR receptor-like serine/threonine-protein kinase GSO1
Exons: 3
Coding region: 1-1944 (647 amino acids)
Molecular function (GO): protein binding
Source: RefSeq, a predicted model, not a curated record
AUGGGUGUGAUGAAGAUUGUUUCCCAAAAACAAAGUCUUGGAAUGAGAGUAGGGAUUGCUGCAGUUGGGAUGGAGUCACUUCAGCCUCUCCAACUUCAUCAUCUCCACACACUAAACCUUGCUUACAAUGACUUCAAUUAUUCUUCAAUCCCACAUAACAUUGGCCGAUUGACGAAUUUGAGGCAUCUCAACCUUUCUGCUGCUUCCUUUGAUGGGAAAAUCCCAACGGAAAUCUCAUACCUUUCCAAUUUGGUUUCACUUGAUCUUUCUUUUAAUUAUGGAUUACAACUUGAUGAGAGAACAUUUGAAACAAUGCUUCAAAACUUUACAAAUCUGGAGAUACUUUCUCUCUUUGAAGUCAACAUCUCAUCUCCAAUACCUGUAAGUAUUCAUCCCAAUAGCAGCCUCUUCCAGCUUCAUCAUCUCCACACACUAAAAAUCUCUCACUUUUAUCAUUCUUCAAUCCCAAAUGGCAUUGGCCGAUUGAGGAAUUUGAGGCAUCUAAAACUCUCUCACUUUGAUGGGAAAAUCCCAACAGAAAUCUCAUACCUUUCCAAUUUGGUUUCACUUCAUCUUUCUUCUUCUUAUGGUAAUGAAUUACAACUUGAUGAGAGAACAUUUGAAGCAAUGUUUCAGAACUUCACAAAUCUGGAGCUACUUUCUCUCUCUGAAGUCAACAUCUCAUCACCAAUACCUGUGAAUAUCUCUUCUUCCUCCUCAAGGUACCUGGAUCUUGGAUAUACUAAUCUGCGAGGUGUUCUCACAGAGAGCUUUUUCCUUCCGCCAAACAGCUUGGAAACGCUCAAAUUGAGUGGUAAUGAUCUUCUCAAAGGAGUUUUUCCAAAGAUCCACCGGAGCAACACUCUGUUAAUGGAGUUGGAUAUUUCAUUCACUGGCAUCUCUGGUGAGCUGCCUGAUUCAAUUGGCACCUUCAGUUCCUUGAAUAUCUUGAACCUCCAUAGAUGUCAAUUCUCUGGUUCCAUUCCUGAUUCCAUAGGCAACCUAACACAAAUUAGGGAGUUGAUAUUAUCUCAUAAUCAUUUCACUGGCCAUAUUCCUUCCACAAUCUCUAAAUUGAAGCAUCUCACAAGUUUAGAUCUUUCUGACAACUCCUUUUCAGGUGAAAUUCUUGACGUUUUCUCUAACCUCAAAGAGCUACGUACUUUAUAUCUUUCUGACAACUCCUUUUCAGGUGAAAUUCCUGAUGUUUUCUCUAACCUCAAAGAGCUACGUUAUUUAGAUCUUUCUGACAACUCCUUUUCAGGUGAAAUUCCUGAUGGUUUCUCUAACCUCCAAGAGCUACGUUAUUUAGAUCUUUCUUAUAACAACUUCAACGGUUCAUUUCCCGCUUCAAUUUUAAGUUUGACACAUCUUGAAUACUUAAGAUUGUCGAGUAAUUCCAUUUCUGGCCCACUGCCUAGCAACCAAAGCAUUCAAAAGCUAACUUCUGUGGAUUUGUCAUACAACUCACUGAAUGGUACCAUACCAUCUUGGGUGUUUAGCCUGCCUUUGCUAUCUUCAGUGUCGCUCCAACAUAACCGAUUCAGAGGUCUAGCCAAUGAAGUGAUCAAAACAAACCCAACAAUAAAACAACUGCAUUUAAGCAAUAAUCAACUCAGUGGUUCUUUUCCUCAAUCACUUGUGAAUCUCACAAACCUUGAAACCCUUGGAAUUUCAUCAAAUAACAUAACCAUUGAUGAGGGAAUGAGUAUCACCUUUCUUAGCCUAUCAUCUUUAUUCUUAUCAUCUUGUCAACUGAAGGAUUUUCCACACUUCUUGAGAAAUGUAAAGACACUUGUGUACUUGGAUAUUUCUAACAAUAAGAUUCGUGGUCAAAUUCCUGACUGGUUUAGCGGCAUGAGGUGGGACUCGUUGCAGUUCCUAAACCUUUCUCAUAAUUCAUUGACAGGUCAGUGGUCACCUACCACAAUUUCGUUACCAUAA